Ahaetulla prasina is the source of this 7816-nucleotide messenger RNA. RefSeq names its product aminoacylase 1 (gene ACY1). Gene Ontology annotation, molecular function: aminoacylase activity. Gene Ontology annotation, biological process: amino acid metabolic process. The record is from RefSeq and is a predicted model, not a curated record. The coding region runs from base 393 to 1637 and encodes 414 amino acids. NCBI's taxonomy places the organism in Eukaryota, Metazoa, Chordata, Lepidosauria, Squamata, Colubridae. Gene Ontology annotation, cellular component: cytoplasm. The transcript has 15 exons.
UUCCCUCUGCCAAAGUCCUGACAGUGCUUUGCGAAGUCCCUGCCUGCCCUACACAGCUACUUUCUCAGCUUUCUGCUUUCUUGCUUUGGAGAAGAGGACAAACACCACGUCCAGGCGCUUCUGGUCGUCCCGAAAGAAAUCCCGCAGCUGCCGAUUUGUCCCCCAGUGGCUUGGGCCGGAGCAAGGCAAAGGGCUGCAAGGCAGGGCGGGCGUCGGAUUGGGCGCGAGCGGGCGCCUGAGCUCAGCCCUCCCCAGCGCUACUGCUUACCGCCGCCCCCGAGGCCGGCGUGGAAUCAAGUCGUGGCGAGCAAGGCUUGAGGAAGGCGGCGGCGGCGGCUUCCGCAACGAGCAAAAGAGGCGGUACUUUACUCUCCGGAGACAAGAAGGCUAACAUGCUACCAGACUCUAAAACGCUUGGGGAGAGGGAUCCCAAAGAAGACCCAUCUGUCACUCUCUUCCGGGAGUAUCUGAGAAUCAAGACAGUCCAGCCUCAGCCUGAUUAUGAAACGGCAGUAAAAUUCCUGGAAAGAAUAGCUUCUGAACUCGGUCUACGGUGUCUAAAAGUGGAGGUCUGCCCUGACCGUGUGAUCACCAUUCUGACUUGGAAAGGCACAAACCCACAACUCGGCUCCAUCUUACUGAAUUCUCAUACAGAUGUUGUUCCUGUGUUUGAGGAAUAUUGGCAGCAUGAUCCUUUUUCAGCUUUCAAGGACUCUGAGGGAAAUAUCUAUGGACGGGGAGCUCAAGAUAUGAAAUGUGUAUCUAUCCAAUACCUAGAAGCCAUACGGAGGCUGAAAGCUGAAGGAAGACAUUUUCCACGAACCAUUCAUAUGAGUUUUGUCCCAGAUGAAGAGAUUGGGGGCCACAAGGGGAUGGAAUUGUUUGUGAAGACUCCUGAGUUUGCGGCACUUAAUGUUGGCUUUGCCCUGGAUGAAGGCCUGGCAAACCCAACAGACACUUUCACUGUUUUCUAUGGGGAGAAAUGCCCAUGGUGGAUUAAAGUGAAAGUAGAAGGGAAUCCAGGACAUGGAUCCAGAUUCAUUGAGAAUACAGCUGCUGAAAAGAUGCACAGAGUGAUCACUUCUUUCCUAGAAUUCAGAGAACAUGAAAAACAAAGAUUGAAAUCAGAGGGACAUCUCACUUUAGGAGAUGUAACAUCUGUGAACCUGACCAUGUUGAAUGGAGGCGUAUCAUUCAAUGUGGUCCCCUCUGAGCUCUCUGUUGCCUUUGACAUCCGAAUCCCUCCCACAGAGGACUUAAAGGCAUUUGAGGAGCAACUGGCAUCUUGGUGCAAAGCUGCUGGAGAAGGUGUUACAUAUGAGUUCCAGCAGAAAUACAUGGAUCAGACAGUUACCUCCACAGAGGAAUCUGAUCCCUGGUGGAAGGCAUUCAGUGACACCUGCAAAGACAUGAAUAUGAAGCUGAAGUGUGAGAUCUUCCCUGCUGCCACUGACAGCCGCUACAUCAGAGCAGCAGGUCGCCCUGCAAUUGGCUUUUCCCCCAUGAACUACACGCCUGUGCUGCUGCAUGACCACAACGAAUUCCUGAAUGAGCAGGUCUUCCUUCAUGGGAUUGAGAUCUAUGCUCAUCUCAUCCCGGCACUGGCCAGUGUCCCUCCUCUGCAAGCAGAAGCCUGAGAUCCUAGCAGAAGGCAGUGAUUUGGUGUGUCUGGUAGUGGUGGUAGGGGAAUUGGGGAGAAAAACCAAAGAAAUUGAGAAAGGACACUAUGAUAUUGUGACCAAGGACUUACGGUGCCUGAUCAUCUGUGUUUUGCCAAGAGGAAGUGGAAUUCUAGCAUCCCUGGAUGUUACACAAGAGACAAAGCAAACUAGCAGCAUCAGUUAAUGCAACCACAUGUAAAUUAGGGUCUUAUUGAUGUCAAUGAUUUUUUCUCUGCUGCAUACUAAUGAAUGUAGAGACUCUUCUUCUCACAAGUCCAGAUGGAAAACCACUUUUUUUUUCUACUAACAAUUUCUCCAUUUGGAGAUAAAAGGAUAGUCUUCGUGGCUUCUAAAUCAGCAAAUUCUAAGGACCAGUUUCUCACUACUGAAAUGCAGUUGAACAGGAAAAUAUUACUGUCAUAUUAAUUGUCUUCCUGUGACUACCAUACCAUUUUGCUGUGUAGUGGUUUUUUUUUUAAGAAAAAGAACAUCAUUUACAUUGAUAAAUCCAAGGAGAAAGCAAAAUAGAUAUGAAGACCCUGAAAUCUUGAGACAUUGGGGGUCAGGUGAGAGUGCUAUUUAGGCUGAUGGGGUUGACGUGAAAUUAUUCUUUGUUCUUUUGCUUUCUCUGGCAUGCCUAGUACUACUAUGGAAGACCAUCUCAACACUUAUGUAGAAUUCUACAACAGAGAAAAUUUUUCCAACUCUGCUAUAAUAUUGAGCAUUUUUUCUUAAUUUCCCUAUUUGUAAAAGAGAAUCAGCUAUGACACUUACUCUUUGGCCCAUGAGUCCUUUCAGAGGAAAAAAUGUUUUGAAAGUAAAUGAAAGGGAAUUUAGCAUAGCAAUAGCACUUAGACUUAUAUACUGAUUCACAGUACUUUACAGCCCUCUAAACAGUUUACAGAGUCAGCAUAUUGCCCCCAACAGCCUGGGUCCUCAUUUUACUGACCUAGGAAGGAUGGAAGGCUGAGCCAACCUUGAGCCAGUCAGGAUCGAACUGCAGUCAGCUGAAUUAGUCUUCAAUACUGCAUUCUAACCACUGUGCCACCACAGCUUUUUAUUAAAUAAAGUUUAACUACAGUGAGAGACCAAGAUCUUGAAGGAGGAGUUAAGAAUUAAUACAACCUGUUUAGGAACUUUCUUCCCUACUCUACUACCUUAUCCCACAGGAAGAUGGUGAUGUCCCUGAAUUUUUGCUCCUUGAGGAUUCACUAGCAGUAUGGCUGACUGCCUUAAUUAUCUACUCAACCUGUAUUUCAGCUAAUUAUAUAUGAAUGCCAUUUGGAUUGUUUGAAUGCCAAACUUAAAGGGUGAAAUGGCGAUUAUCCCACCAAUAGCAUAGAUGACUUUUCUCCCAAGAAUACCUUGGGUAUUGGCACUAUAUCAGAAUGGUGUAUCCUUUCCUUUGAGGCAUUCUUUUCCAAACUUUAACUGGAAUUCUGAAAUAUUAAAGACAGUCAGUAAAGGUUAUUGGUUUAAGACAAAGAGAAACUUUCAACCACAUUGCCUUGAAUUGGAUGCAUUCUCUAAAGAAUUUGUUAACAUACACCUGCCUCUUGAAUAUUAGCUAUGUUUCCACCACCCCCUCACAGCCUUGGCAAACCAUCCCAUGAAAGAGGUAUUUUCCCCAGUUUUAUAUAAGAUAAUUAAUUCAGAUUGGAAAGUGAGAGAAAUUCUCCAGAUAUCAUAUUGGCAUAUUUUAUCUCAGGUUCUCGUCAUCCAACUUGUCAUUUGUAACAAAACCUGAAUUUCUUCCAGAAGGAUUAUUUUUCACACACUGCUGUAAUGGUACACUUUCUCUUUUUAAUAUUGGAUAACAUCUGUUAGAAACAUCACUCCUUUCUAGUGUCAUAGAGCAACAGGGAAUAUGGAAAUUUCCCCCCUUUAUUAGUAGUCUAUUAACCACAAGUGAUUUUUAAUAUGAAACUGAAGCACUGGUAAGAACACUGUGAUUUGUCUUAUUAUGUAUACAAUAAUAAUCUGUAAAAUUUACUGUGAAAAUAUAAAUGCUUUGUAAAAGUCUUGUGUCCCAAAAUGUUCAGGUGUGAAAAUUGGGCUAAAUCAGGAUUCUUUUAAAAGCCUAGGGAAAAAGCCUAACUCAUGGAUUUUUAAAGUUCUGUAUAGUUUUGUACAAUCUUACUUGGUAGAAAGUCCUGUUGUGCUCUGUUGUGUUUUGGUAAACAUGCACCGAAUUGUUGCAUAUGUGGAUGUGGAAAUUUUUUAGAUGAAAUUUCUCCUUUGGAGAAAUGACACUUCCACAGAAGUCUAUAGUGUCAAAAUUUUGUUUAGAGUUGCUUUUUGUUUGUUCUGUUUGCCAUGUUUCAGGAUGAAUUGCUUCUCUUAGUUAAGUUUGGCUGAAAAGAGAAAUAACAGGACUAUAUAUGAUUAUUAGAUUGAUAACUAGGAACUUGAACAGAAAGCUGCUUAUGGGCUUCCAAGAGGUUUUCAGUGCUCUUUGAUCCAAUAGAACCUAUUGAGGGAGGUGGGGGGUGGGCAGCAUCUUGUCUCACAUAAAUUUAAAUUGCCCCUGCCCACAUGAACAAAAUGCAGUGGUGAAAUCUAAAUUUCUUUCCUACCGGUUCUGUGGGCGUGGCUUUAUGGGGGGUGUCAUGUGGCUGGGUGGGCAUGGCUAUGUGACUGGCGGAUCAAAAGACAGAAACUCAGUAAUAAUGUCCUGCUGGAGCAGGGUUGGACUAGAUGACCUCCAGGUCCCUUCCAGCCCUGGAUUAUCUUCUGAAGCUGCAUCUAGUGCCAGGUUUGUAGUCCUUCCUUUUUCUCCUUUCUUUCUUCCUUCCUUCCUUCCUUCCUUCCUUCCUUCCUUCCUUCCUUCCUUCCUUCCUUCCUUCCUUCCUUCCUUCCUUCCUUCUUCCCUCCCCUCUCACCCCGACCCCUCAUUUUUUGCCUACACUCCCCCCAUUUUUUGCCCAACAGGCUUCAGCUUUUUAAAAUGCUUUUAAAAGUAAAAAAAAAAAGCCUCUGACGAUCAGUCACCUCAGCUGGGAUUGACGGAGCCUUGUUUUAAACCUUUAAAAGCAUUUUUUACAAUCUCUUUGGCUGAAGAGGUUGCAAAAAAAAUGCUUUUAAAAGUUAAAAAAAAGGCUCUGACCAUUGCAUGGCUCAGCUGGGCAUAGGAGGGAGGGCAGGGAUUUUUGCUACCAGUUCUCCGAACCACCCACUGCCAUUGCUACCGGAUCGACUGAUCCAGUCUGAAACGGGAGCAUUUCACCCCUGACAAAACCGUAUAGUUCAUACUAAGGAUUAUAGCAACGCUUUUCAAAGUUGGCAACUUUAAGAUGUGUGUACUUCAACUCCCAGAAUUCCCCAUGUUAAAAUUUUCUUGGCAAGAUUUCAAAAGUGGUUUGCCAUUGCCUGCUUUCAAGGGCUGAAACAGAACGAUCUGUGCAAGGACAUCCAGCUGGCUUUGUGCUUAAGUUGUAACUAGAACGUCCACCUGUCUUCUGGUCCUAGUCUGGUGUCUUAACCACUGUAACAAACUAGCUAUCGUAUGUCUCCUCAACAGCACAGAAAGACUGUUUUUCCACAGACAGAAACCUACAACAUGUCAUAAAUAGCUGUCAGCACAUGAUAUAACUUAUUUUUAGUUUCUAUAAAUGUCAACAAAAUCAGCUAUAUAAAACUUGUAUAUCAGAUAUGUGGGAGCAGCAGACAUUAUCAUUUCACUCUGUCUUUUUCCUCAGCAGACUGUGAAUAUGAGAGUUUAAAAGGAACUCCUGGUCUUUUUAAAUCAGGUGCUCUUUGCUGUCCUUCCUAGCUGAGCCUACAUAGAAAUGUAUUCAAUCUUGGAAAUAUUUUUCCCCAGUUUAUAUAUAGAGGUGAUUUUAAGAAAAAAAAAUACAAUUAAUAAAUCAAAACUUACUCAAAUUUUAAAGUUAGAUUUGUAUGCUAACUUGGGAGAUGCAAACUCAGCAGGUGGUAACAUUUUGACUUAUUGGAAUUCCGAAGCAAAGCACGGCUGGGACCUGGUUGGCAUUUGAUAGGAGACUAAUGAGGAAUUCUAGGAUUGUAGGCUUGUCUGGGAACUCAAACCCAUCACCCUAAAAAGGUAGUGGCAGACCAUUUACAAAACUAACAUGCCUACAGGUAAUUCUCAAUUUAUGACCAUAAUUGGGACUGAAACGUCUCUUGCUAAGCAAUGCAUUCAUUAAGUGAAUUGGACCCAAUUUUGUGACCUUUUUUCUGGGAUCAAGUGAAUCACAUGAUUGUUAAGUGAACCUGGCUUCCCAAUUGACUUUGCUUGUCAGAAGCCCCCUGGAAAGGUCACAAACAGCAGUCAUGUAACUGGGGAGCUGUGAUGGUCGUAAGUGUGAGGACUGAUUAAAGACACCUUUUCAGCACCUUUUUUAUUUCAAACGGAUAUUAAACAAAUGGUCAAAAGUCCCUGUAUACCAGUAAUCCCAGUAAUCCAGCUUGUCUCAAGUUUUCCAAUUUGUUCCAAACAGUAAUUGCUUGGAACUAUUUUCCACUAGAUGGCGAACUGCACCUAUAAAUCCUCCAACAUGGAAUAAUUCAACCUAUGGAACAACUAUCAAAUAUUGGUAAUAAUGUUGAUAUUGCUCAUAGUUGUUGGGAGUGGGAUGCAAAACUGCAUAUAUGGAUAUAACACAGAAAUAAUUAAAAAUGAUUGCUUGAUAAAAGGAGAAGAUGCACAAAUAUUAAAAAAAUAUUUUUGCAACAACAGAAUAGCAUGAUAAACAAUAGUCUAAAGCUUGAACUAUGUACAUGUACCUAGUUCAUAGGCCAACUUUAUCAGAGAGCAUAGAGGGGUGAUCAUUUCAAACAUAGUAGCCCAAUGUGUGAACUUUUUUAGCUGAGGGACAAUGAGUACAGACAAGUAAUAAUAUUUUUUUUGCAAUUACUCAAGCAAUUACUUCAUAGAUGAAAUAUUAAUACACUGUUACAUUUACAUCAAGUUCCGCAAGAGUCAGCAAAACUUUUAUAAGAGAAUAUUCCUUUACUCAGGGACUUGACAUGUCUUGGUUUUGACUUAACAUAUCGUGUGAACCUGGGCAGAUAUGAUCAUACAGGUAGCAUAAAAUAAUUUUAUGAAUUGGUUAUAAAAAACAGAUGUAAAUGAGUAGUUUUACAGUAGAAAGCAAUCUCAAGCUGUCUAUUUUGAAUGUCAUCAAAGGAAGAAUACAAUGUUAUUUAUGGUUAUUUUUUUACUGAGGAGAGUAGGAAGUUGUGUGAAUGUUCAGUCUCAGGUUCAAAUACCAUUAUCAGCCUUAGAUAUUACACAACUCUGAGGCAAAUAAUCACUUAAGGAAGCAAAAUGCAUUAAACCAGCUCUAGCAAUGCAGAAAUUUUAUUAAGAACAUGAAAAAGGAUACGAAAACCAAGUCGGGGGAAAAUGCACCCACAAAAGACAGCAUAGCUCUUUUCAAAACAAAGUGAAAAGAGCUUCAGUGAUCAGUGGUAAUCACAUAUUGAAAAAGUGGAAAUCAAAAUGACAAGGCGAAGUGACCAUACACAUUGAUCAGAAUGUAACAGCGGCAACAAGAAAUCUAGCAAUAGUUGCAUUAGAAAAAAUGGCCGUGUUAUUUGGUUUUGAUCAACCCAAAUGGAGACAGCUUUGCUGACAGGUUUACCCUGCUAUAGCACAGGAAUAAUACUAGGAGGAAGGAGGAAGAGGAGUAGGAGAAGAAAGAGAGAGAGAAAAAUAGAAAAAGAAAGAAAGAAAAAAAAUAUUCAGAGGAGAGAUAAAAGAAGAUCCUGGAAUAACUGGUCUGUUUGUGGAAGCCAUCCCCCAACUAGCUGUAGCUAUCACAAAAAUUUGAAUGGGAUGGAGUUACAGGGGAUGGAGCAAUUUUGUAUUGCUCCAAUAUGUUCUGUUACUGGCAGCUAAAAAAAAAGAGAGAGAGAAAUGUGACUGCUGUUUUGAUCCAGUAAAGCAGGGGUGUCAAACUCACGUCAUCACGGCAGCAUCACAUAGCAUAUCGGGACUUCUCCCCCCUUUGCUAAACCAGGCAUGGGCGUGGCCAGCGCAUGACACAUCUGGCCCAUGGGCCAGGAGUUUGAUAGCCCUGUAGUAAAGCUACUUGCAUUUGAAUCUGCGUGUUUGAGAGCCACAUUGGUGUAGUGUUUAAGGCAGGGGUGUCCAAACUUGGUCCCUUUAAGACUUGUGGACUUCAACUCCC